UGUUCCUGUCUCUGACCCCAGGGGAGGGAAAACGGGAAUAGUGAGAGAUCAAAAAUAAACCUCUUAUGUCAAAGCCGGGAAGGAAGUAUAAAUACGAAGGGCUCAACAGCCCACUCGGUGCUUCCCGAGGAAGGAGGCGACUUGCACGGGACAGCGUGGAGGAGAGCGCUCGCGACCCGGGGCGCCAGCUGCUGGAGCUUUGCUAGGUUGGCUGGCGGGCGCAGGAGGAGCGGGCUGUGCGAACCAGAGGGGCCGCCAGGGGACCGCCGCGCCUGCUGCCGCUGGCCGAGUCGGCCUCCCCAUCUGAUUGACCAUUUUUCCUGGAGAGAGCGGCCCGGCCGCCUUGGGCCACCAGCACCUGCCUGUGCGCGGCUACCUUCUUCCCUCUCCCGCGCUCCGCAGCCCUCUGCCCUCAUGCUCCGCGACCCCGCCGCCGCCCGGUGGCCGCCCCUCCUGCUGCUGCUGCUGCUGUUGCAGCUGCCGCCGCCGCCACUUGUCUGCGGCGCCCCGGCAGAGCCGGGAAGCGGGUCGCAGGCCUCGGAGUUACUGGUGCCCACGCGGUUGCCGGGCAGCACGAGCGAGCUCGCCUUCCACCUGUCCGCCUUCGGCCAGGGCUUCGUGCUGCGCCUGGCGCCUGACGCCAGCUUUUUGGCGCCCGAGUUCAAGAUCGAGCGUCUCGGGGGCUCGGGCGCUGCGACCGGGGGCGAACCAGGGUUGCGCGGUUGCUUCUUCUCUGGCACCGUGAAUGGGGAGCGAGAUUCGCUGGCUGCGGUGAGCCUGUGUCGCGGUCUAAGCGGCUCAUUCUUGCUGGCAGGCGAGGAGUUCACCAUCCAGCCACAAGGCGCUGGGGACUCCCUGGACCAGCCUCACCGCCUGCAGCGCUGGGGACCGGGGCAGCGCCGGGAGGACCCCGGGCUCGCUGCCGCCGAAGUCUUUCCCCUCCCUCAAGGACUCGAGUGGGAGGUGGAGAUGGGUAAGGGACAGGGACCGGACAGAAGUGACAACGAAGAGGACAGGGAGCAGGACAAAGAGGGGUUUCGCAAAGAGACAGAAGACUCCAGCGAACUGCCACCACCCUUAAGAUUCAAAACUAGGAGCAAACGGUUUGUGUCCGAGGCUCGCUUCGUGGAAACACUGCUGGUGGCUGAUGCGUCCAUGGCUUCCUUCUAUGGAACCGACCUGCAGAACCACAUCCUCACAGUGAUGGCAAUGGCAGCCCGAAUCUACAAGCACCCAAGCAUCAGAAACUCCAUCAACCUCGUGGUGGUAAAAGUGCUGAUAGUGGAAGAGGAAGGCUGGGGCCCCGAGGUGUCGGACAACGGUGGGCUCACCUUGCGCAACUUCUGCAGCUGGCAGCGGCGCUUCAACAAGCCCAGCGACCGCCACCCGGAGCAUUAUGACACUGCCAUUCUGUUCACCAGACAGAACUUCUGUGGGAAGGGUGAGCAAUGUGAUACCCUGGGGAUGGCAGACGUCGGCACCAUCUGUGACCCCAACAAGAGCUGCUCCGUGAUCAAGGACGAGGGACUGCAGGCAGCCUACACUCUGGCCCAUGAGCUAGGGCACGUUCUCAGCAUGCCCCACGACGAUUCAAAGCCCUGUGUGAGACUGUUUGGGCCCAUGGGCAAGUACCACAUGAUGGCGCCAUUCUUCAUCCACGUGAACAAGACGCUACCCUGGUCUCCCUGCAGUGCUGUAUACCUCACGGAGCUCCUGGAUGACGGUCACGGAGAUUGUCUCCUCGAUGCCCCCACCUCGGUCCUGCCCCUCCCCACAGGCCUCCCAGGCCACAGCACCCUCUAUGAGCUGGACCAACAGUGCAAGCAGAUCUUUGGGCCCAACUUCCGCCACUGCCCCAACACCUCUGUGGAGGACAUCUGUGUGCAGCUCUGGUGCCGCCAUCGGGAUAGUGAUGAGCCCGUGUGCCACACAAAGAACGGCAGCCUGCUCUGGGCGGAUGGAACACCCUGUGGCCCUGAGCACCUGUGUCUGCAUGGCAGCUGCGUGCUCAAGGAGGAAGUGGAGAACCCCAAGGCCGUGGUAGACGGAGACUGGGGUCCAUGGGGACCCUGGGGAGAAUGUUCUCGCACCUGUGGAGGAGGAAUACAGUUUUCCAACCGUGAGUGCGACAAUCCGGUGCCUCAGAACGGAGGAAGGUUUUGCCUGGGUGAGAGAGUCAAGUACCAGUCCUGCAACACAGAGGAGUGUCCACCAAAUGGCAAAAGCUUCAGGGAGCAGCAGUGCGAGAAAUACAACGCCUACAACCACACUGAUCUGGAUGGGAAUUUCCUGCAGUGGGUCCCCAAAUAUUCAGGAGUGUCCCCCCGGGACCGAUGCAAGCUGUUUUGCAGAGCCCGGGGGAGGAGUGAGUUCAAAGUGUUUGAAGCCAAGGUGAUCGACGGCACUCUGUGUGGGCCGGAUACUCUGUCCAUCUGUGUCCGGGGGCAAUGUGUUAAGGCUGGCUGUGACCAUGUGGUGAACUCACCUAAGAAGCUGGACAAAUGUGGGGUGUGUGGAGGCAAAGGCACUACCUGUAGGAAGGUCUCCGGUUCUUUCACCCCCUACAGUUAUGGCUACAAUGACAUUGUCACCAUCCCAGCUGGCGCCACAAACAUUGAUGUGAAACAACGGAGUCACCCCGGGGUCCGGAAUGACGGCAGCUACCUGGCACUGAAGACAGCCAACGGGCAGUACUUGCUCAAUGGCAACCUGGCCAUCUCUGCCAUAGAGCAGGACAUCUUGAUGAAGGGGACCAUCCUAAAGUACAGUGGUUCCAUGGCUACCCUGGAGAGACUGCAGAGCUUCCAGGCCCUGCCAGAGCCACUCACCGUACAACUCCUGACGGUGUCUGGCGAGGUCUUUCACCCCAAAGUGAAAUACACCUUCUUUGUUCCCAAUGACAUGGACUUCAGCGCACAGAAUAGCAAAGAGAGAGCAACUACCAACAUCAUCCAGUCGCUGCCCCAUGCGGAGUGGGUGCUCGGGGACUGGUCUGAAUGUCCCAGCACUUGUGGAGGUGGCUGGCAUCGGCGGACUGUGGAAUGCAGGGACCCCUCAGGUCAGGCCUCUGACACCUGCGAUGAGGCUCUGAAACCUGAAGAUGCUAAGCCCUGUGGAAGCCAGCCAUGUCCCUUAUGAUCCCCUUGGUGGAAAUGUUGCAGGCUCCUGGACUUGGGCUACGGGGGUGUAUAGACAAGGGUCCCCUCUGAGGUGAUACGACAUAUCAAGAUGGCUUGGCCCUUCCCGGCCUCCUGUUACUACAGCUCUUUGGGUACUGCCUAAUUCAUAAGGGAGAGGAGAAGAGGGUACGAAGGUAACAGAUCCUAAAGUUGACUGUCCGGUGGACUGGAACUUGCUUAGGUUCAAGUAGAGGGUAUAAGUUAAAAGGUAAAAGUGCACUUACUGAUUCAAAUGGGAGACUUCAGAGCCAGCCUUUUUGCAAAGGACUAGCAACGUUAAAUGAAAAAAAGAAGAAUUUGUUUUCUAUUUGGUUUCCUCAAUAAUCAAUCUACCUCACCGUGGGGGGGAAAUCAGUACGUGAGAGGUAUGAGGGCAGACGUUGUAAAUAUCAAAGCAAGCUCUGUGGUUUUCUCCCAGUUGUCUUCAGAAAUGACCAUGAAUAUCUUUCGUGUGUCCCAGCACUCGGGAGGCAGAGGCAGGCGGAUCUCUCUGAGUUCGAGGCCAGCCUGGUCUACAAGAGCUAGUUCCAGGACAGGCACCAAAAACUUCAGAGAAACCCUGUCUCAAAAAUCCAAAAAAAAAAAAAAAAAAUCCAAUGUCUAAAGGGGGGUGGUGUCCAUCACAGGGUUAUGGAGAGCCAAUUGUCCUCAGGCUGCCGCCUGCUGGGGCGGACCCAUUUCAACUAUUUAUGCAAAUAUGUCUCUGAACUAAAGCGUGAUCUUAUGCCAAUGAAAUUGUCUAGUCCAGUUUAUUACUUCUUUGGGAAGGGCAGAGACCCGGCAUCCCAAAGGAAAGGCUAAAACAAGCUUUCCUGGAACACACAUGGGGCAACUAUCAUCUUCCCUGGGUAUCUUCGACUCUCAGUAAGAAGGCAACCGCCUCGGGUUCUCACAAGCUUACUAUACCCAUCUCAUGCAGGCAACUGUUCAUCUGUGUGAGCUACACCAGUGGUUCUCAAACCAGUGCCUUCAGAGGGUUCAAUCCAGCAUGAUGGUGUCUGUGCUUCCUCAACCACCCUGGGAAUAUGAAGGCUGCUGCUUUAGAGACCGCAUUUCAAGAACCCUGCGUUAGAGAAAAUUCCAACCUUUAAGUUAUGGUAGUUUUCAGUCCGUCUGGGAUCCCUAUUUUUUUUCAUUGCUGUUCAUUUUUAUUUUUGUUGUUGUUGUUGUUGUUUGUUUGUUUUUGAGAGAGGUCUCAUGUAGCCCAGACUGGCCUCAAACUCUCAUUGUAGUCAAGGGAGGUCUUGAACUUCUGACCCUCCUGUCUCUACCUUCCCAGGGCUGAAAUUGCAGGGAUGCACCUCCGUGCCUGUUUUCUACUUGUUUUUAUUUAUUUUGAGGUAGGAGCUUGAUAUUCUUGAGAAAGCGUAUCAUUCAGCAAGCUGACCAUCAACCCUCUUAUAUGCUGACCUGCUCAAUUAAGGUAAACACACACACACAAGAGCCUUCUGCCUAGGGACCAUCACUCCAGUGACAUCCGCACCUGCUCAACACCUGACCCCCACCACAUCUCAUCCAUAUCUCACAACUUCUUUAGUCCAACUUCCCAAUGAGAACUUAUUAACCUGGAAUAACAGUGCCAAUCUGCUACCCACUGGAAACCCCGAGAGCCUCUAAAAUCCUGUCUUCAGAGCUCAUUUUUCUCAAGGCUCAGAAAAGCUCCCUGGAUCAAUCUUCCACAUGCGGAACUCAGUCCUUGGUCACAAACAGAUGAGAAGAAAUGGACAUUUAAGGGGGCUGGAGAGAUGGCUCAGCGGUUAAGAGCAUUGACUGCUCUUCCCAAGGUCCUGAGUUCAAUUCCCAGCAACCACAUGGUGGCUCACAACCGUCUGUAAUGAGGUCUGGUGCCCACUUCUGGCCUUCAG
This is a messenger RNA of Alexandromys fortis (reed vole), 5044 nucleotides long. It is a transcript of the gene Adamts8, whose product is annotated as ADAM metallopeptidase with thrombospondin type 1 motif 8. Lineage: Eukaryota; Metazoa; Chordata; Mammalia; Rodentia; Cricetidae. The transcript has 9 exons. Gene Ontology annotation, biological process: extracellular matrix organization; proteolysis. Gene Ontology annotation, molecular function: zinc ion binding; metalloendopeptidase activity. The record is from RefSeq and is a predicted model, not a curated record. Bases 415 to 3138 code for a protein of 907 amino acids.